Molecule: messenger RNA, 1745 nt
Organism: Pimephales promelas (fathead minnow)
Lineage: Eukaryota; Metazoa; Chordata; Actinopteri; Cypriniformes; Leuciscidae
Source: RefSeq, a predicted model, not a curated record
CUUUAAGAACAACACUAAUACUCAUUGCAAAACUUGGGGGGAAGUUCACUUCCAUGUAUCCCAACCUUAACCACACUCAGUAAUCCCAUGUUUGUUUCAAGGUCAUUCUCUCUAAGGGCGGAGGCUCAUACCUUUAGUAUAAAAGCACCAGACACCUUGUUCAUUUCACUUACUAAAACAAAGGAGAACUCAUUACAAACAUUUUGUUGUGUAAAUCUACAACUACAAAGGAUGGCUGAUAGCAAAAUGGUUUUGUCCCAGUGGAGCCCGACGUUUGUAGAAGAGCUUCUCCCGGCUGCUGAAAAGACAGCGCUUCUCUACCGUCUCUCGUACCUGUGCCUGGCCAGCUUCCCCAGCCUGGAGAGACUCAUCCGCAGUCGCGCUGUGGAAACCCAGCUUCUGUUCGGAUCAUCGGAUGCAACCAUGUUGAAAUGUAUUUUGACCAGUGAGAACCUGGUUCAGUCGCUGUUCCCAAUGCUGGCGAGCGCUGUGGAGAAAAAUAAGCCGGAUUUGGCAGUCCAAUUCCUAGGGAAAGCACGAGUCUGGAUCAAAGACAUUAUCACUGAUGUGGACAGGAUAGUGGAAAAGUAUGAGUUACACAACAAAGAUGUAGCAUCGUCCACCAGUGAUGUUGUCAAUGAAAAAAGAGAGGCAGAGAAAAAGAUUACUGAACAAGACCAAAAGUUGAAGCAGGCUGAAAAAACCCUGAAUGAUCUGAAAUCUGAACUCCAAAAAACCACACGAGAGCUCGAUGAAACGGAGAAAAAGAUCAACAGCAAAAUCCAAGAGAUUCAAGCAUUUGCCAGAUCCAUAACCACAACGAGAAGAGGCCUCGGCAUCUUCGCUGCCCUCGUUCCCUUCAUCUGGCUAAUUGUUAAAAGCAUUUACGAUUCUGUGCGUGACCCUGCAAAUGUUGCACGCAUGAAGGCUCUUGAAGCGGAUCUGAAUCGCCUCCUCGCUGAAAAGACCACUCUCAGACAGAAGCAGUGGCAGGUCCAACUCAAGGUCAUCGAUGGCCAGAUGAAUGUUGCCAGAGCCAGUUUUGACCGGAACUCCAUACCCGACCCCAUCUAUCUAAAGGAUGUUCAGAGUGGCUUGACCAAGAUUCAGGCCAUUAUGAUUCAGCUCAAAAACUUCUGGGAGAGUGUUGCUCAGAUGCUGGACUACCUGGAACAGAAGACCUUUGUUGGAGAAGAUCUUAUUAAAGACCUUGCUGACCUAAAAGAGGAAUUUCUACUGUCAAUCAAAACAGCUAAAGAGGCUUGGAACAGUUUUGGUGCAGGCUGUAAAAAAGCAUCAGCCAUCUUUAAGCUCCAGACCAAAGACGCCUACAGGUUUCUGGAGGUCAGCCCUUCCUCUCUCUCCAAGGUGGCGUGGGAAAAGGAGUACGAAAGUGUGAAAAAGCAACUGGAGAAAAUAGAAAGUGUGACAUCCUCGGCUACACCUGCCCUUUCUCAAUGAUCUCCAGAGUGUGACACGCACAAGUGUGUCAUCCAUAUAGUUUUCUGUCUGAUGAUGCUGGUAACCUGGGAUGAUGACCUUUAGCCUUUUUAAUACUGUACUAGUAAAGCAGAAGAAGUCUGUACUACCUUCCACUUAACACUCUUUAUAUACUCCUCGCCAUAUGUGUAAUCUCUUUAUGAGCUCUUGCAAAAAUACUCUAGUUGGAUGGAUAAUGAAUAAAAAUGGAUCAAUUAAGUUUGAUAACAUCAUUGACUUUUUUUGUUUUUGUUUCAAACAAUCUU